Epinephelus moara (kelp grouper) is the source of this 847-nucleotide messenger RNA. RefSeq lists its product as uncharacterized. The record is from RefSeq and is a predicted model, not a curated record. The coding region runs from base 1 to 621 and encodes 206 amino acids. The transcript has 6 exons. Lineage: Eukaryota; Metazoa; Chordata; Actinopteri; Perciformes; Serranidae.
AUGAGAACAAGAAGGCUGAAGGAAUGCUUCCGUGCUGUUCACGAGCAUGUUGUGUGUUUCAGCAGUGGACGCAGCAGUGAACCAGAAGAACGACCCACUGCUCAACCUCCUCAAGUCAGUGUAUGUGGAGUCAACACACCCAGCGGCAGAGGUGGCUGCAGUGGGCCUAUUGUGAGUAUUUCUGGAGAUGAAUGGAUUCUUUCAGCAGGAGACGGCUUUGAACUCAGCUGUGAGUUCGUAUGUUUAACAGUCCAACAUGUCGCACAGCUGUGGAGGAACAGCCCACAGGAGGAGAGUGUGUCUCUUGUUAAUGUUACCUCCAUCCUGCCUAAUGUGACCAUCGUCCUGAGCAUCAGCUCUGCAACAAAGGCAGACACUGGUUAUUACUCCUGCAUGACCCAACCACCUGAUACAAUCAGCUCUGAGGUCUUGAUUCAGGUAGCAGAUAACCUGUCAACAUCCACCCUGACCACAUCCAGCAACCCAGGGUGUGCCAGCACCAAAAAGCACAGCAGUGCAGCAAGUCUGCAGGGUCAGAUAUGGUUCUGGAUUCUGCUGGGAAAAACUGCCAUCCUCCUCCUCAGUUUGGCCUCCCUGGCUGUAAAAUACAAGAGAGGAUGAGAAGAGAAGGAUCCAGAUCUCUCUUUAUAGCAAUGCUUUGUUUGGAUCAUUCAUUUGAUGAAAGACUUAAUUGCAUAUUUUAAUUUCUGCAUUGUUUAGUCCUCAAAUUACACAUUUACUGUUAGUGAAGCAGUUCCAAGAUUCAUCUGUUCUGGACCCUGCAAAUAAUGUUGUAUUGCUGUCUUGGAGAAUUUUUACAUUUAAAUGCUCUUCAUGUAACUCCUUA